UUUUGUCCACCAUCAGCCCCGCCCUGCAGACGCGCUGAUAUCACGCAGUUGCGUAAUUUGACAAGCCAGCGCAAAAUAGGGAGAAUGAACGUUUGACAGCUGGCUCUUUGCUCGUACAGAUUGUUUCGUAACAAAACAAUACUUAUGCUUAAUUCAUUCGUGAACGAUUUCGGAUAGUCGGGACCGUACCUCUGCUUUUAUGGCCGCUGCCGUGAGGAAUAAUGUUUGGGUUGCUCCGGGGCAGGACGCGCUGUUUCUCCAUAAACACACCGCGCCACUGACAGACGGUCUGAGAGGUGAAGAUCAUGGACAAGUGCUCUGUAACACGAGGGAUGCGAUCCCGGGAACUUCCUCUUUCCAUGAUUAUAAUUUGGGUAAAUCCGAGAUGGACAACUACCUAUCCCACCACCAACAGGACAUUGGGAAUUCCAAAAUGUUUUGCAGGGACAGCGCUCUGAUGCUAGAGCCGCCAUACAGCGAGGACUUCACCUCGCCGUACAGCGUCAACAUGAGCCUGCUGGUUCCCGACGUCACAUACCUGCACCCUGGUCUCUGCAGGACUAUGAGACCCAUCAAAACAGAGCCGUCUCACUCUCUGCACUCUCUGCUGCACCCCAGCUGUCAGGGCAACGGGGCGCCAACAACCCUCCAAGAAUACCAAGGUGUUUUUAGUGCAGCCGACUCAACUGGCAGUACAUUUUUCAUCAAACAGGAACUGCCAGAUUUCCAAGACGUCCCACUGUUUCAGCUUUUGAACUCUGACAUGGAGCAGCUCGUCCAUGGGUCACAGCUGAACUCAGUCACCCCAUUAAGUCUUCCUAACGUCAAUGUAGGCACAGUGCAGAAUUUUGCUAAACACACAAGCAGUCCUCACAAUGAAUGUUUUCCAUUCAAUCGACACUCAGGCCAUCAGCAGAGACCAACCUAUUUGCCGCCCUCUCCGCCAAACUCUGAUCCCCCGAGUCCAGACAGGGGGAAGGGGCUCCUACUCAAUCUGUCCCCACCUCCCUCCUAUGAAGCCAGCAUCGCCUCAAAGCUACAAUUUCACACCCAUAUUCCCAUUAAUCCAGGACAGACUUCCCGUGUAUCAAACCAGAGUCAAGAACAGAAUUCCAAUGCUGGAUUAGUCCAAAGCCCGGGUCCUGCGCCAGUCCAGCGCUCCAGCCUGACACCGGUCCAGACGGCGGCAGGUGUUGGCCCUCUGUCCCCAGUGUUGGCCCAAUCAGCUUCAGUUAGGUACAACAGGAGGAAUAAUCCUGAUCUGGAGAGACGGCGGAUUCACCACUGUGAUGUUCCAGGGUGCAGGAAAGUAUACACCAAGUCUUCACAUCUAAAAGCCCAUCUGAGGACCCACACAGGAGAGAAACCGUACCAGUGCUCCUGGGAGGGAUGUGAAUGGCGCUUCGCCCGUUCGGAUGAGCUGACUCGCCAUUUCAGGAAACACACGGGGGUGAAGCCUUUCCAGUGUGGCGUGUGUAGCCGCUGUUUCUCCCGCUCGGAUCACCUGGCCCUACACAUGAAGAGACACCAGAGCUAGAAACUCCUUCAUCAAGUUUUAAUAUUUAGUAAACACGGACUAAUUACCCAGCACUUACAUAUCAGCAAACACAUAACUGUGGGUUAUCUCACACACUCCCCAGUGGGAGUGUAAGACAGUCUUAGCAGUGCUGGCCCACACAUAAUUGUUUCUUUUAUUGUGAAAAGAUUACAUAUUAACAUUGCAUUAUUUGUACCCACAAUUGGGGGAAUUUUACAAAGGUCAUUCAGAAAUAAAUAGCCAAAUGUAAUAAUUAAAACAUAUUGAGCUUUUAUUUCAUUAGAUUAUGUUGCACUGCAAGUGCAUGAACAACUUCAAAUAUCGUUGCUUUAUUAUCAAGUUUUUCAUUGUAUAGAUAAUAUCAACAUGUGUCAUUUAUUUAAAUAACUGCCAAACUGUAAGUGCAGACGACUUGUGUUGAAAGGAAAAAGGUCAAAGAAUAUGAUGUUUGAACCAGCAGGUCAAGAUGAUAAUGUGUGUGUUAAGACAGUAACAGAAUGUAGGUAAAGUUGUUCUUAAGCAGGUUUUAGAUCAAGGAAAAGACACAGCUGGAGAACUAAAUGUUGGACAGAGAGCUGUUUGCAGGCCGUGUGGUAGAAGUGAGUGCAGUGCUUAACUAACUUCAGCACUGCCAGAUUUAUGGGUUACCUUACCGUUGAGGAUAACUCAAAACAAAAUCUACUCAUAACACUGAAAAGGAAGGAUGAAUAAUGUCUAUGGGGUAUAAAUCUAAUUCAUUUGGACAGCAUUAUGAAUGUUUCUAUAUCUAUGCCCCCUUUAUAUCGCCAUUGCAGGAAGUGUUAAAUGUCUUUGAGGAAGUCGGAGAGAUAAAUCAAAAUGGUGCAUUUUUUUAUUUGAAUACUUCUAUAGUAGCAUGAUUUUUAUUUAAUUUUUUAAAAGGUUUAACUUAUUUUGAUAGGCUUGUUCUCCCUUGUUAUCUUUGCAUAUAUAUAAUGUCUAAUUUGACACUAAAUAUACAACUGCUUUGAGUACAUAACAUUUCAGCAGCAUUAUUUUCUUUCUCCUGCAGUGUAAUGGACAAAUUAAGACGCAUUGCUGGGCCUGAAUGUAAGGUAUCUUAUUUCAGGAUUAUAAAAUUACUGAUGAUUUAUCCUCGUAAAUUGUUUCAUAAUUAUCUGACUGAGCACCUGCCAGUCUGAACAUCUGUGUGAAAAGCGUGUGGUUCUUUUGACUGCUAUCCAUGUUUUCAAACACCUUUUGAAAGUGCCUUUAACUACUUUUUUUUGGUCCUGUGUGUUGGCUGUCCCUCUUAUUUCCAAUCUAGGGCAAUCUCUAUUCAUGACCAAAUGUAUUUUAAAUUUGAUUCAGGUUGAACAAAACAUUGUUAUAAUGUAUAUAUUUUGUAUUGGCUAUUUGAGGAUAUCAUUUAAUAAUUGUUUUUGGGUGUGUAAAGAUUUUUAAAUGUUUUUUUAAUUGCAGAGAACUCUUUAUUUUUAUUUUUUCGGGCAAAGAUAACAUUUAUUACAAUGUAUUCUGUCAUCACUUUCUACAGCCAAGUUAGAAGCUCAGUGGAUGCCAGUGUAUUAAUGCAAUACUUUUUAAAAUAAAUAUGUAAACACAAAUAUUUUGACAUUAAAGACGUAACAAUAUGUUCAUAAUUGUAGCCUAACUUGAUCAAAUGUGUUAUGAAGCCAUGUCACUCUCAAAGUACAAAUAAAAGAUUUGUGUUGAAUAU
Messenger RNA from Gymnodraco acuticeps, 3233 nucleotides. It is a transcript of the gene klf5b, whose product is annotated as Kruppel-like factor 5b. Lineage: Eukaryota; Metazoa; Chordata; Actinopteri; Perciformes; Bathydraconidae. Gene Ontology annotation, biological process: regulation of transcription by RNA polymerase II. The record is from RefSeq and is a predicted model, not a curated record. The transcript is spliced from 4 exons. Gene Ontology annotation, molecular function: DNA-binding transcription factor activity, RNA polymerase II-specific; RNA polymerase II cis-regulatory region sequence-specific DNA binding. Bases 200 to 1537 code for a protein of 445 amino acids.